GAUAGUUCUUCCGCUAGGUGCACAGGAACGGACUUAGCUUUUGCAGCUUCCUCGUACUUGCUCGAUGUGGCGAAUCUGCGGUUGUGAUACCGUGGCUAGGCGCGCAAGGCCCCAACGUGAAGCGUGUGGAAUCUGCCUUGGGAAGAAGGACGCGAGGGUUUCUUGGGCCGCUACAGGCAUGGCGGCGACUGCCCCCAGUGCGGGGGGCUCGGCGCCUGAGGCGGCAGGGUCGGCCGAAGCCCCGCUGCAGUACAGCCUUCUUCUGCAACACCUGGUGGGUGACAAGCGUCAGCCCCGGCUCCUGGAGCCUGGUAGCCUGGGCGGGAUCCCGAGUCCGGCCAAGAGUGAGGAGCAGAAGAUGAUCGAGAGGGCGAUGGAAAGCUGCGCCUUCAAGGCAGCGCUGGCCUGCGUGGGAGGAUUUGUCUUGGGAGGUGCGUUUGGGGUGUUCACUGCCGGCAUUGAUACCAAUGUGGGCUUUGACCCUAAGGAUCCUUACCGGACGCCGACGGCAAAAGAAGUUCUUAAAGACAUGGGGCAGAGAGGAAUGUCCUACGCCAAAAAUUUUGCCAUCGUGGGCGCCAUGUUUUCUUGCACUGAGUGUUUGGUAGAGUCUUACCGGGGAAAAUCAGAUUGGAAGAACAGUGUCAUUAGUGGCUGCAUCACGGGAGGAGCUAUUGGUUUCAGAGCUGGCUUAAAGGCUGGGGUCAUUGGCUGUGGAGGUUUUGCUGCUUUCUCUGCUGCAAUCGAUUAUUACCUACGGUGAGAGUAUUGCCUCUGGGGAAGGACAGCGCCAGCCCAGGAUCAGAGCUGUACCGUGGAGGGCAGUUUCUGCAGCACUCCGGGCACUUGCUUCAGAGACUGAAGAUACUUGUUUUCCCUCAUAUAGUUGGUGUGCUGAGGAAGCUGCCUGGCUGCUGUCUGCCUCCAUCCUCUGAGCAGCUGCACCCUCUGCUUCUGGACUCCUGCCUGGCUGUGCAGGGGCUGUGCCCUGCCAGCCUCUCUCUUUGGGGCAGAUCAGGAGACAAUGUGUUGACUUACUUAAGAAUUAAGCUCCACAGAGGUUCAGUCCUGACCACAGCUGGCCCUCUGGUUGUUUGGCGCUGUAGGAACAGAGGUGACUUUACAUAUACCGAGGAAGCUGUUCUACCUUGGAACUCCGUGCAGUUAUCCAUCUCGCGUAUCAGGGCAGGGCCAAGUAAAUUUAUGCCAUCCGGCUAGUUAUAUCGUCUUGUUUAGCAUUCUGAUAUCCUUGUUAAAAAGAUAUAUAUUUAUAUU
This is a messenger RNA of Ceratotherium simum simum (southern white rhinoceros), 1275 nucleotides long. It is a transcript of the gene TIMM22, whose product is annotated as translocase of inner mitochondrial membrane 22. Gene Ontology annotation, molecular function: transmembrane protein transporter activity. Gene Ontology annotation, biological process: protein insertion into mitochondrial inner membrane. Gene Ontology annotation, cellular component: TIM22 mitochondrial import inner membrane insertion complex. The record is from RefSeq and is a predicted model, not a curated record. NCBI's taxonomy places the organism in Eukaryota, Metazoa, Chordata, Mammalia, Perissodactyla, Rhinocerotidae.